Messenger RNA from Eubalaena glacialis (North Atlantic right whale), 3084 nucleotides. RefSeq names its product kinesin family member 17 (gene KIF17). The coding region runs from base 1 to 3084 and encodes 1027 amino acids. Gene Ontology annotation, molecular function: ATP binding; microtubule motor activity; microtubule binding. Lineage: Eukaryota; Metazoa; Chordata; Mammalia; Artiodactyla; Balaenidae. The transcript has 15 exons. Gene Ontology annotation, biological process: microtubule-based movement. The record is from RefSeq and is a predicted model, not a curated record.
AUGGCCUCGGAGUCGGUGAAGGUGGUGGUGCGCUGCCGCCCCAUGAACCAGCGGGAGUGGGAGCUGAACUGCCAGCCUGUGGUGACGGUGGACUCCGCGCGCGGCCAGUGCUUCAUCCAGAACCCGGGCGCCGUCGACCAGCCCCCAAAGCAGUUCACUUUCGACGGCGCCUACUACAUGGACCACUUUACCGAGCAGAUCUACAACGAAAUCGCCUACCCGCUGGUGGAGGGUGUCACCGAGGGCUACAACGGCACCAUCUUUGCCUACGGCCAGACAGGCAGCGGGAAGUCCUUCACCAUGCAGGGCCUGCCGGACCCACCCUGCCAAAGAGGCAUCAUCCCUAGGGCCUUCGAGCACAUUUUCGAGAGCGUCCAGUGUGCAGAGAACACCAAGUUCCUGGUCCGGGCCUCCUACCUGGAGAUCUACAAUGAAGAUGUCCGUGACCUGCUGGGCACUGACACCAAGCAGAAGCUGGAGCUGAAGGAGCACCCGGAGAAGGGGGCGUACGUGAAGGGGCUCUCCAUGCACACGGUGCACAGUGUGGCCCAGUGCGAGCGCGUCAUGGAGACGGGCUGGAAGAACCGCUCGGUUGGCUACACCCUGAUGAACAAGGACUCCUCCCGCUCCCACUCCAUCUUCACCAUCAGCAUCGAGAUCUACGCGGUGGAUGAGCGGGGCAAGGACCACCUCCGGGCAGGCAAGCUGAACCUGGUGGACCUGGCAGGCAGCGAGCGGCAGUCCAAGACGGGUGCCACGGGGGAGCGGCUCAAGGAGGCCACCAAGAUCAACCUGUCGCUGUCGGCGCUGGGCAACGUCAUCUCGGCCCUGGUGGACGGGCGCUGCAAACACAUCCCCUACCGGGACUCGAAACUGACGCGGCUGCUGCAGGAUUCGCUGGGCGGCAACACCAAGACGCUGAUGGUGGCCUGCCUGUCGCCCGCUGACAACAACUACGACGAGACCCUCAGCACGCUGCGCUACGCCAACCGAGCCAAGAACAUCAAGAACAAGCCUCGCAUCAACGAGGACCCCAAGGAUGCCCUCCUGCGCGAGUACCAGGAGGAGAUCAAGAAGCUCAAGGCGAUUCUGGCUCAGCAGAUGAGCCCCAGCAACCUGUCAGCCCUGCUGAACAAUCAGGUGCCCCCAAACCCCGUCCAGAUUGAAGAGAAGCUGUUGCCCCCAUCUGUGAUCCAGCACGACACGGAGGCCGAGAAGCAGCUGAUCCGGGAGGAGUACGAAGAGCGCCUGGCCCGGCUGAGGGCCGACUAUGAGGCAGAGCAGGAGUCCAGGGCCCGGCUGGAGGAGGACAUCACUGCCAUGCGCAACUCUUAUGAUGUGAAGCUGUCCACACUGGAGGAGAACCUGCGCAAGGAGACAGAGGCUGUCCUGAAGGCAGAAGUCCUCUACAAGGCCGAGGUCAUGUCCAGGGCUGAGUUCACCAGCAGUUCUGAGUACUCACCUACUUUCCAGUACAAGAUGGCCGUGAAACCCGAGAUCUACUCCAUGCCUGACACCCUGCCCAGUGAGGGUGUCUUCAAGACUGAGGUUUCUUCCAGGUUUGAGGAACUGCCCAAGGUGGAGGCCUCCAAGUCGGAGGUUUCUCUUGGGUCUGAAGAGUCUUCCACACUCGAAGAAAAUUUCAUCUCCAUGGCUUUCCCUGGGCCCAGGGAGCCCUCCAGCCUGGAGGUCCCUGUGCCCGAGGUGGAGGCCCCGAGUGGACACUUCCUGGAUGAGGAUGUCAGCCGGGAGCCCACAGAGCCCCUGUGGGAGGAGGAGCCCUUCCCCCAGGGAGAAGAGCCCCACCUAAGGGCCGUGGAGCUACUCCCGGGCCUGCACGACCCAUUUGCCGAGGUGGAAGCCAAGCUGGCCAGGCUGUCCUCCACGGUGGCCGGGCUGGACGUGCCCCAGGCAGACGUACCCAAGGUCACCACGCAGCACCCCUCCCGGACAGAUCUGCUGGAGCCUGGUGACCUCAGGUCUGAAGCUGAGGCGGCCGACGACCUCCUGCCCAGAACUGAGGUUGACAUGGGCCCGGGAGUGACCGAGGAGGUGGUGUUGGCAGCAGAGCCCAGUGUGGGAGCCGAGGGUGAAGCCCAGGUGGCCUUGGAGGCUCAGCCUCAGUCUCUGCUGGCCAUGACAACUGCGAGAAGGGACAAUAUGGAGGUGGCAGUGCUGACUGAUGACUUACUGCCCACUGUGGACCAGCAGCAGGUGCUUGCCCGCUUGCAGCUGUUGGAGCAGCAGGUGGUCGGGGGGGAGCAGGCCAAGAACACGGACCUGAAGGAGAAGCACAGGCGGCGGAAGCGGUAUGCAGACGAGCGCAAGAAGCAGUUGGUGGCGGCCCUGCAGAACUCAGACGAGGACAGCGGGGACUGGGUGCUGCUCAACGUCUACGACUCCAUCCAGGAGGAAGUGAGGGCCAAGAGCAAGCUGCUGGAGAAGAUGCAGAGGAAGCUUCGGGCGGCAGAGGUGGAGAUCAAAGAUCUGCAGUCAGAGUUUGAGCUAGAGAAGAUCGAUUACUUGGCCACCAUCCGUCGGCAGGAACGUGACUUGAUGCUCUUCCAGCAGCUCUUGGAGCAGGUGCAGCCCCUGAUUCGCCGAGACUGUAACUAUAACAACCUGGAGAAGAUAAGGCGCGAGUCCUGCUGGGAUGAGGAUAAUGGCUUCUGGAAGAUCCCCCAGCCCAUCAUCCUAAAAACCAGCCUCCCAGUAGCAGUUUCAACAGGGCUACAGAACAGAUCAGCCCGCAAAACCUCCACAGCGGACAACGGUGAACCAGGCACGGAAGAAGACCGCUACAGGCUGAUGCUCAGUCGGAGUGACAGUGAAAACAUUGCCAGUAACUACUUCCGGCCCAAGCGGGCCAGCCAGAUCCUCAGCACAAAUCCCAUGAAGAGCCUCACACAUCACAGCUCGCCGCCAGGCCUCAGCUCCCCACUUGGCAACAGCUCUGCCAUCCCACCCACCCAGGCCCCUGAAAUGCCCCAGCCUCGGCCCUUCCGCCUUGAGUCCCUUGACAUCCCCUUCACCAAGGCCAAGCGUAAGAAAAGCAAAAGCAGCUUUGGCGGUGAGCCUCUGUGA